This is a messenger RNA of Parascedosporium putredinis, 2817 nucleotides long. The record is from the annotation of a GenBank genome assembly. NCBI's taxonomy places the organism in Eukaryota, Fungi, Ascomycota, Sordariomycetes, Microascales, Microascaceae.
AUGGAAAAACGAGGACGUCGAAGACGCGGUGGUCGCGGGCCUCGUAACCCGCAACAGGACAGGACCCAUCAUCUCGGCCGAUCAACCCAAGAGUUGUCGCGGCCCGACAGCGACUUGUCGGACGCGGUUAUGGAGGUAUCGAAACCCCAGUUAUCGGAACCCGUUCCCGAAGAUACGCCCAGAUUCGCCGAUCUUGCAGGACGGGACCUCAUCCAUCCCGUCCUUAUCCAGACAAUCACAGAAGAUCUAAAAUUUGAUCGAAUGAUGCCUGUUCAGGCUGCAACCCUCACCGAGCUUCUUCCUCCUAACCGCAGCGAUUGUCUCGUGCAGGCCAAGACCGGGACGGGAAAAACCAUCGCGUUCUUGCUUCCUGCUCUGCAAACGAUGAUUUCGAGGAACCGGGGCCCGGACUCCGGUAUCUCGUUGCUCGUUAUCUCACCGACACGUGAGUUGGCGAUGCAGAUCGGCGAGGAGGCUCGCGGUCUCCUCCAGCGCCUGCCCAGAUAUCGCACAUGCAUUGCCAUUGGUGGCACCAGUAAGCAGCGUGAGGAGAAGCAAAUUCUCGGUGGCUGCGAUAUCCUCAUCGCCACCCCCGGUCGUCUUUUGGACCACAUGUCAAAUGAGGAAGUUCAGUUCAAGUUCCGCCAACUGGAUACACUCGUCCUUGACGAGGCCGACCGGCUCCUUGACAUGGGAUUCCUACCUGCUCUCAAGGAUAUUGUUAAGCACUUACCCGACAGGAAGGAGAAGGAGAGGCAAGGAAUGCUGUUCUCGGCCACGCUGGGGUCUCACAUGGACAAGGUGUCUGGCCUCGUGCUUGGACCUGAGCACAAAUUCAUCUCAACUAUUCCGGCCGGCGAAGCUAACACACACGAGCGCGUUCCCCAGUUACUGAUCACAGUCCCCACGUUUUCAUUAGUGGCCCCAGCCAUGGUUGGCUCCGUCUAUGAAGAGAUGGCCCUCGUCGGGAAGGACAUCUUCAAGGCUAUUGUCUUCGCGCCCACCGCUGCGCUUGCUGAUUUCUACGGCAUCAUCUUGAUAUCCCAGAGCAAACGUACCAAGGUUACAAACGAGUACCGGGAUGCCAAGGCGGCCAUUCUCGUUGCCACGGACGUGGUCGCGCGCGGUAUGGAUUUCCCCAACGUCACCACCGUGUUCCAGGUUGGCAUACCUGUUGAAAAGCAGUCUUACAUUCACCGCAUCGGCCGUACUGCCCGAGCUAGUGCUGAGGGCCGCGGUAUCUUUGUCGUUUGCGAAGAUGAGGCCUGGUUCCCGAAGUGGACGCUCAAGGAUAUUUCUUUUGUUGCCCAUAACGCAGAUCUCUCCUCUGCCGACAAAGUUUCCGCCAUUGCCGAAAGGAUUGACGAGAAUGAAAAGGCCAAGAUCUACCAGGCGUGGCUUGGCUACUACAAGAACCACCUCAAAGGUCUUAGAUGGGACAACGUCCAGCUCGUUGCCCAGGGUAAUACGUACGCUAGGGAUGCGCUCUUCGCUCCCGAAACACCACCCAUCGCGAAGAGCAUUGCCGGAAAGAUGGGCCUGCGCGGUACCAAGGGCCUUGUCGUUGUACCGGACCCCCAAAACAAGGUCGUGGUCCUGGCAGAGGGGAUCCUCGGCUCCCUCAUGCCGUCUACCCUCGACUCUGUCAACAAAAGGAUCCUUGUUGAUCCCCAGAUGGCUAGAUAUAGCCACACUGUGGUUGACUUGAGCGAAUUAAACCGUGUCCUUGCCAUCUCUGCCGACAAAAGCACGGCCAUCGUCGAGCCCAAUGUUCCUAUGGAUGCCCUUGUGGCUGAGACGCUCAAGCAUGGUCUGGUCCCUCCAGUCGUCAUGGAAUUCCCUGGUAUUACUGCAGGGGGUGCCUUUUCUGGCACAGGUGGAGAAUCAAGCAGCUUUCGAUGGGGGACGUUUGAUCGGAUUGUAAACAGAAUCGAAAUUGUGCUGGCAAACGGCGAUGUUCUGUGGGCAAGUGAGGACGAAAACUCGGAUCUUUUCACCGGGGCUGCGGGGUCCUUCGGUACUCUCGGCAUCGUUACACUCCUCGAGGUUCAGCUCGUACCGGCCCUGAGCAAGCUUGUUGAGCUCACCUACCAUCCCGUCCAGAGCGUGGGAGAAGCUAACAAAAAGCUCCACGGUUUCUGCGUGACAGACCCAAAAUGGGACUACGUCGAUGGCAUCAUGUUUAGCAAAGAUUCGGGAGUCAUUACUACAGGGAGACUCAUGACCGAGGGCGACGAAAGCCUAGUGACGGCUCGGUAUAUGCGCGCAAGCGAUGAUUGGUAUUACACCAACGUUCAGAUGAAACUCGCCUCGAAGACGGGCGGGUGGGUAGACAUUGUCCCUAUCCAAGACUAUCUCUUCCGUUACGACCGUGGUGCUUUCUGGUGUGGAAAGUAUACGUUUGAAGCUCUUCGCCUGCCGUUUAAUCGCUUUACCCGAUGGCUCAUGGAUGGCUCGAUGCAUACCCGAGAGUUAUUCACUGGGCUUCACGCGACAGAAUCGAUUAUGGAGUGUAUCAUACAAGAUCUGUGUAUCCCAUCAGCCAAAGUGGAAGAUUUUGUCUCUUAUACGAUAGACGAGUUCAACAUCUGGCCAUUGUGGCUGUGCCCAAUUAAGCAAAAUGCCGGGCGAGGACUAUUUCAGUUGUCGCCGGCGCCAUCGACCGCGGGCCCGGAAUCGCUAGCAAAUCUAUGGAUCAAUGUCGGCUUAUGGGGGUUGGCACCACCUAACAUUGAAGAGGCCAUCGCCGCGAACCGAAGACUAGAGAAUUUUAACCCCGCGCCCAAGUCGAGAAGCCGACGGUCGGAACCGAACUAA